This is a messenger RNA of Cuscuta epithymum, 2514 nucleotides long. The record is from the annotation of a GenBank genome assembly. Lineage: Eukaryota; Viridiplantae; Streptophyta; Magnoliopsida; Solanales; Convolvulaceae.
GUUCGAGAGGAGAGAGAAAUCAUCCAAAAAUCGAUCUGGAACGAGCAGUGGUCUGUGAACUCGAGCUGUGGGAGUGCUGGGACUGUCUGGUUGAUAUCUCGAGUUUUAACAAUCCAAUUAAAGCGUGUGAGAUACCAAAAGAAAGCUCUCAAGACGAGGAAUCCGUGAAGGUCUGGUUUGCAUCAAUCGGAGUUGUGGAAGGCUUCCAAAUCGUCCGAGCAAAACACAACCUCGCAGGAGAGGAUUUAAUCUUCUAAAGAAACGAGUUAACCGGGAAACACCCGUUCUAGGGGCUGUUUUCGUAUCAACGAUUGAGGGUUGAACUAGCACUUUGAGGAGGCUGUUUAACACUCAUAUUUGAGCAAGGAAUUAUUUCCAAAUCCACCUUGACCAAAGCUUUGACCAUUGGACCAAGAAGGGAAAGUUUAAAGCUCAAUUGAGGUUGAGGCUAGAGCUUGCAUCCUGUGCUCGUUGAUCGAGUGAUUCCUCGGAGAGAAGACUUGGUUCGUGCUUCCUCCAUUCUAUUUGAAACAUUAAUAAAUUUGCUCAUGGAUAUUUUACUAUAGAGCCUGCGUGCUCAUGAAUAGCCCGGUGUGGCCUUUUGCUUUAAACAAUGUUUUCCGCUGCGUUAUGAAUUACUUAUUAUGUUUGUUUAUGGAUGUUAUAUGUGUGAAUGAUAUUCAUGACGCCUUGUAUAAUAUGAAUGUGUUGGACUGCGGUUGACUAUUCGUAUUGUACGGCGGGUUGUUGACGUGUCCGGGUAGGUCCGGGGCGUGACAGUAGUGGCCAAGCUUCUUGACGGUCCAAACAAUGGCUAGGACCGUUUUUUCCACAGGGGAGUACCUGAGUUCUGCCUCCUUGAGGGUCUUGCUAACAUAGAAGAUGGCAUGUUGGAUGACAUCUUCCUCCCGUGACUAUUCCGGUCAUCUGCGGCUCUGACCGUCAGGCCUGCCGCGGCCUGACUUCGACAUUUACGAAGGGUUUAGUCACGGACCUGACCUUCGGUUAGUGCCGCGCCACCUAGCAUCCCGAACUGCCACCACCGCCACCGCAGUCACCGCCGCCGGUCUAGUCUUCGUCGUCGUCCACAACCAGCCGUCCGCCGCCUUCCUUCGCCGCCCCUUCUUUUCUCAGUCAAGAUGACCGACGAACACUCGACAUCGGCUGCCCGCCCUAACUAUGUGCCCAUGACCGAAGCCGAGCGCAACAAUGAAAGAGCUGUUUGGGUGACACCUCACCAAGUUGCUCAUGACAAGAAGUGUUCGACGGCAUCAAAAACAUAAUUGGAGGACACUUUCUUGGCAAUUGGGCCACCUACACGGAUGUUGACCCCAAGGUCCGCGAACUAUGGUGGAACCUAUUCAAGGCUCGCUUUCGUUGGACUCACGCAAACGGUGCGGCUAUUCUUAGAGCCUAUAAUAAUAGGAUUUUGACCUGGCUUCGGCCCACUUUUAAGCGUGCCCGAAACCGUGUGAGACAGCCUAAAUGGGUUUCGGAUGAAGUGUGGGCCAACCUUUGUCGUCACUGGUCUUCGGAUUCGAAAUUCUUGGCCAUAAGUGAAUCCGGUAAGAAAAACCGGAUGUCCGAGAAGGCCUUGGAGACGCAGUGGCACGGGGGUCGCAAAUCUCAGAGUGCCCAUAGAGAAACUCUUGCUAGUCCUGAGAAGAAGAGGGUUGGAAUUCUCAAGCUCGUCAAGCAUUGCUGGACGAAGCACGGCGAGGAGUCGAAAGCCGAUCUGCCACCUCGCCUCGCUGACUUCGAAACGAAGUACAACGAAACCGUUGACAGGCAGCGUGCGGAGCGAGGCUUGACCCAGGAGGACGAGCUCGAUUCCGAUGCGGAUGAUGAGGCGGCCAUUGAGGCGGCCGGGGUUUACAAGGGUCGGGUUCCGUGCCUGGGGGCCGAGGGGCAACGGAUUUUGUAUUGAUCGAAGCACCGUCGCUUCCUCUUCUCGAUCAAGGCGGGGAGAAGAUCCUCGUAUUGCCCAAAUGCAACGUGAACUGGAGGAGCACGAACGGAGAUGGGAGGAGCAGCGGAAAAAAGAGGAAGAAACAAAAGCCCGGCUGGAGGAGAUGGAACGGUUCAUGCGUGCCGGAUUCCAGCCUCCGCACCAGCCUUUUCCUCCCCCGUACGUAUUGCACCCUGAGCAAACUCCUCAAGUUCCGCACAUGAGCGGUAUGGGUUUUUUCUCUAACUCCGGAUACGGUGGCACGCCUACGAUGGGUCCGAAUUUCGGAUCUAUGUCCUUUGAUUUUUUGAGGUCAUCCGGAGGAGGUAGUGGUACACCAAGCCAUGGACCCGGAGGAGGACCCCGAGGAGAACCCCGAGGAGGAACCCGACCCGACGACCCCGUACAGCAGCCCGAAGACCCCCCAUGAACCCACAAGAGUUUCUUGUUGUUGAUGAUGAUGAUGAUGAUAAUGAAGAUAAUACUAAUUUUUAUCGUAAUGGAGUCCGACGAUGAACGAGCAUGUAAUCAUACAUUUAUAAGUUUAGCAUUUCAUAUUACAUUUA